This is a messenger RNA of Nilaparvata lugens (brown planthopper), 1912 nucleotides long. Its product is annotated as retrovirus-related Pol polyprotein from type-1 retrotransposable element R1. The record is from RefSeq and is a predicted model, not a curated record. The transcript has 2 exons. Lineage: Eukaryota; Metazoa; Arthropoda; Insecta; Hemiptera; Delphacidae. The coding region runs from base 106 to 1854 and encodes 582 amino acids. Gene Ontology annotation, molecular function: catalytic activity.
GUGUGAAUUGUUCGCGCGCGGGUCGGUUGGCGGACCACUCUGUGUUGUCCCCCAACUGCCCCUCGUAUAAGGCGGCGUUACAGUCCUUGGCGAGAUCGACCCGUUAUGUUUAGGAUCGUUCAAGCCAAUACUGGGCGUAGCCGAGCGGGUAUGAUUGAGUUGUUGUCUGAUUGUGUUGCAUGUGGUGUGGAUGUUCUCCUUCUGCAGGAGCCGUACUCCUCUAGGGGUACUGUUCCUGUAGAGGGCAUGGGACGCGUAUUCUGUGUGGGUUUGCCCCGCCAGAAUCGAGGCAUAGAUGUCUGGGUGUGUGUGGUUGUAUUGAAUGAUUGUUUGGGUGCAGUCCUACUGAGUGAGUUCUCUUCUCCUUAUUGUGUGGCUGUGGAUUUGGUGACAGGUGGUGGUUGUCGUGUGGUUGUAUGUAGUGUUUAUUUGCGUCCUGGUCGUGUGCAUGAUGAUGAGUGGGGUAUGGUUGAGAGAGUGAGUGUUGAGUAUGAAAGGGUUCCUCUGCUGAUUGGGUGUGAUGUGAACUGCAGUUCGGAGUUGUGGUAUGGUACGGGUCGCGGUUGUGCAAGGAGUCAGCGAAUUGAGGACUGGGUAGCACUGCAGUUCAUGUCUGUGUUGAAUGAAUGGGAUGAGCGCUGUACGUUUGAAACUGUGAAUGGUAGAUCGAAUGUGGAUGUUUCUUUCUGUAAUGAUGCAUGUCUGGUGAUGAAUGUGUCUUGGCGACUGGGGGAUCUGUGCGUCGAUCAUCGUUCAAUCCAUAUGUCUGUUGGGCUGGAGGAUGACCGACGGGCAGAUCCAGAGCGAGUGAGGUUUGUGCUUUCCGGUGCGAACUGGCUGACAUUUGAUCGCGAGUUGGUUGGUCGGAUGAAUGGAAUUGAUGGUGGUGGGGUAGACAGAUUGGCUGACAGUCUAACUGCUGCGGUCCUUGGUGCUGCCAGGGCCUCUAUUCCAGUUCGCCAUGGUGGCAAGCGGGUGCCGUGGUGGGGACGCCAGUUGGCUGAUCUUCGUAAGUCUGUGAAGCGUGCUAGAAGGCGGUUUCAGCAUGCAAGGGGGGAGCGGCGACUUCGACUGCAGGUGGCUUGGAGGAAUCUUCGUCGUAUGUACGUGUAUACUGUGUCGGUGUGCAAGUGGAAUGCAUGGAGGCAGUGGGUCUCCAGAGAGGGUGCCCGAAAUCCUUGGGGAAUCGUGUAUAAAAGUGUUAUUCGUGGUGGUGUAAGGAAUCGCGUGCUUGUCACUGUCCGUAGGGAAGGGAGGGUAACAGCUGGUGUGAAUGAGACUUUGAAUGCGUUUUUGUGUGAGCUUCUGCCUGGUGAUGACGCUCGGGUUGAUGCGGGAGCACAGCCUGUUGUUCGUGCUGGUUUUGUGUCUGAGGAUGGUUGUGGGCCUUGUGUGGGUGAGUGGAGUCCUGAGGCCCUGGCCAUUGCCGUUUCAAAGAUGAAGUGUGGGACGGCUCCGGGACUGGAUGAAAUCUCACCUGACCUUGUCUGGCGUGCUUGGGGGAGAGUGAAAGAUGUGUGUUUGGAUCUGUUCAAUCGAUGCCUGAACCAGGGAGUGUAUCCAGCGGCCUGGAGGAUCGGUGAGGUGGUUCUUAUACCCAAAGCGGGUGAUAGGGACUUAUCCCUGGUGAAGUCAUUCCGACCUGUCACCUUGCUGAGUGUGUGGGGCAAGCUAUUGGAGCGCCUCAUUGAGACGAGCCUGCGAAGUGCUAUCGGGGCUGCUGGAGGCAUGAGCAGGAAGCAGUAUGGCUUUGUUGGUGGGAAGAGUACUGUUGAUGCUGUCAGGCAUGUGAUUGAGUGGGUCGGUGGGUGUGGGUAUAGGUUUGUGUUGGCUGUGUUCCUUGGAUGUCGUUAGGUUGGUCCGAGCGUACCUCACUGGUAGAAUUGUGCGUAUGGGUUGUGGCUCGGUGUUU